Gambusia affinis (western mosquitofish) is the source of this 3146-nucleotide messenger RNA. RefSeq lists its product as uncharacterized. The coding region runs from base 418 to 1719 and encodes 433 amino acids. The transcript is spliced from 5 exons. The record is from RefSeq and is a predicted model, not a curated record. NCBI's taxonomy places the organism in Eukaryota, Metazoa, Chordata, Actinopteri, Cyprinodontiformes, Poeciliidae.
CUGCAAGGAUUUCACCAUGCAGCUUUAAAUGCUCCAAAUAAAAGAAAUAGAAUUCAGUUUAGGUUUUUUUCUUCUUUAUUCUUUUCCCAUUCUUUCCUUGUCGCGCAGGAAGUUCUGGACAAUCGCUUUAACGGGUCAGGUUGAGCAGGCGCAUCGGGAUGCACUGAUUUAUUUUCUCAGCGGGACUAAAUGCUGUGAUGUAUGCUCUCUCUAUACAUCACUAGUGACUGGCUGGUGGGAGUGGGUGACGGCUAAAUGAAAUAGGAGAGUCCGGAGUGCACCGAUAGGAAAUCGAUUAUAAUCAUUAGUUCAUCACCGCCUUGUCGGCGACUUGUCUGCUAAUCCAGAAGGAGGAAGCCGAGCAGAGGCUGCAGUCUCAGCUUCGGGGUCUGCCUGAGGCCAGGAACCCAUUUCACCAUGUCAAACUCCACCAGAAUUAAGUUCCUUGUCCUCCUCUUCAUCACCAUAUCCAUAAUCACGUUCUUUGUUAGCAAUAGAUCAAUCGGCUUCAAACCCAAACUUGUUGUUUCACAAGUUUGUGAGGGAUCAGUCUCCAAACAGAGUAUAACUCCCCUGAAAAACACCAAGCACUUUUUAGUCUCAGCCUACAUGGAUCAGAGAGUACAGGGCUUUGACCUUCGCCUCAUCGGGAUGUUUCGGAGAGACUCCAUCCAGGAACUCCACUGCUUUUUCUGCUGUGCCGGCUACACAAGUGAAACCACUCCAGCGAAAAUUUUACAACACUCGGACAACUUCGGGUUUCCAUUCGUCACCACAGAUGUCUUGUGCCAGAUUCCUAAAACCUGCAAAGCUGCACAUGUCACUCUUCUGACUCAAACGAGGCCUGAGAAUGGAACCGAAUACGUCUGGCUUCCCAUAGGGAACAAGAAGACAGAUGGAGGAGAGGAGAAAAGGAUGGAUUUCACUGUGUGCAUCUCCACUUUGUUUUGGAACUACAACAAUGUGCUGCAGUUUGCACAGACACUAGAGAUGUACAAGUUGCUCGGCGUGAACAGAGUGGUGAUCUACAACACCAGCUGUGGCCCGGACCUUGACCGUCUUCUGCAGGGUUACAGCCAGGAGGGCUUUGUGGAAAUAGUUUCCUGGCCACUCGACAAAUACAUGAAUCCAUCAACGGACUGGAUCUUUUCGUCAAGAGGUGGUGAUAUUCACUACUUUGGCCAGCUCACCACACUCAACGAGUGCAUCUACAGAUCCAUGGAGCGUUCCCGCUAUGUCCUGCUAAACGAUAUAGAUGAGAUCAUCAUGCCGUAUCAACAUGACAACCUGACGUCUCUGAUGGACGAGCUGCAGAAGCAGCAUCCAGAAGUGGGAGUGUUCCUCAUUGAGAACCACUACUUUCCCAAGCAUCACUUUGAACCAAGUGGGAGGUUUCACCUUCCUAGGUGGAGCAAGGUGCCUGGAAUUAAUAUUCUGGAACAUAUUUACAGAGAAGACCCUGACCGAAACAGUUACCAUCCUCACAAGAUGAUCAUUCAGCCAAGGAUGGUGGAGCAGACAUCUGUGCAUGAAGUGCUUCGAUCUUUUGGGCAGAAGUACAAAGUCCCACUAGAGGUUUGUCGGAUCAUCCACAUCCGUGAUGCCAUACGGAAAUCACUAAAACUAGAGGAGCUCAAUGUGGACAACCGGCUGUGGGAUUUUCAGGAAAAAUUGAUUCCCAACGUGGACAAAGUGUUGAAAAAUCUGGGGUUCAUAUAAUAGAAGUUGAAGGAUGGAGUCGGAAAGAAAGACCAGCCAACAAGGAUCCUGUUUCGCAGCUUAAAGCCGACAGUAAAUUUAUGCCCUCAGAGGGAGCUUGUUUAGUGCUUUUUUUUUUUUUUUUUUUUUUUUUUAGAUACAGCCCCCAAUUUAUAACCAGCAAACACACGAGUCAGUUUUGCAAAGUAAUAAUGUGUACCGUAAUUUCCGGACUAUAAGCCGCGACUUUUCUCUCACGCUUUCGACCCUGCGGCUUAUACAACGAUGCAGCUUAUUUAUGAUUUUUUUUCUAACGGCCAGUAGGGGCGCUGGAGCAGAAAAGGUAAGCGUGAGACAUCUGGAAUAUAUCUGUAGAGGAAGACUAAUGUAACAUCGUGCUUUGUGCAUGAAUAAAAUUAGCUUGAACAGACCCUCAUCAUGGAGAAUGCAAGAAGAAAUGCAUAUGAUGCAGUUUUCAAGUUAAAAGCAAUCGAGCUGGCCGAUUAAAAAGGAAACGGAGCUGCUGCACGUAAACUGAAGACUUCCAUGGCUUCAGUGCACAGGAGGAAGAGGAUGACGGCUCUCCGUGAAUUUUUGUUGUCAAACUGUUUUAUUGAGAAAUCAGACAUGAGAAUUACAACCUCAACAAUACAUGUUUGUUUUCUUUUUUAUGUGAACAUAAAACAUAAAGACAAUACAAAAUUAAAACAAAACAAAAGUGACAUAAAUAAGGACAUUCUCAAGACCCAAUCACCUCCCCUCCCCUUUUCCUGGGACUUACAUCUGAUCACACCGAUAAUCAAAACAAAUCAUCUUCAAAUAGGGUUAUUAAUAUAUUGCUGAAGGGGUUGCCAAGUUCUGUUGAAUCGCUUUAAAUUAUUUGCUAAUGAGAACCGUACUCUUUCCAAAUGAGAGAGCCUUACCAAUUCCUCCAGCCACAAUUUAACCGAUGGAACCUCUGGUUUUUUCCAGAACAUCAACACUAGCUUUUUUCCUAUGAUAAAGGCAUAAGAUAAUAAUUGUCGUUGGUAUUUAUUAAAUUGAGAAAGCUGAACAGAAACUCCGAGUACAAUCAGAAGUGGGUCCAGCCUUAACUCUAUACGGAGCAUAUCUGAUAAAGUUUUAAAUAUGCCAGACCAAAAUGGGGUUAAUUUUGUACACAAAGAGUAAGAAUGGAGAAGCGUAGCUUCUGCAACAUGGCAUUUGUCACACAGUGGGGAUGUGUUAGGAAAAAUUUUAUGCAACUUCACCUUACAGUAAUGAAGCCUGUGAAUAAUUUUAAAUUGAAUAAGACAGUGUCUAGAAUUGGCAGAACACUUGUGAAUAUUCUCUAGCUCUCCGUGAAUUUUAACCAUAUGUUAUUUAAACCAGCCCUGUUAGUGUUGUUUUGCUAUAUUGCUGCAGUUCAGAAAAAAAAGCUACGACAUAUUAUUAAAACUUUAAAAACA